Molecule: messenger RNA, 1743 nt
Organism: Hyaloscypha bicolor E
Lineage: Eukaryota; Fungi; Ascomycota; Leotiomycetes; Helotiales; Hyaloscyphaceae
Product: acid protease
Exons: 4
Coding region: 1-1743 (580 amino acids)
Biological process (GO): proteolysis
Cellular component (GO): fungal-type vacuole
Molecular function (GO): aspartic-type endopeptidase activity
Source: RefSeq, a predicted model, not a curated record
AUGGCUCCUGGCACUAGCCCCCACAGCUCUCGGUUCACUGCGGCUCUGCUCUUCCUGAUUUCCCCGCUGUUUGUUGCGUGCACUGGCACUAUCCCUGCGCCAAUCGUAGUGUCCCCUAGUCAAUACUGGGAAGGCAAUGAUGGUCCUUGGUCAUCUUUCACCAUACAAGUCGGCACUCCGGCUCAAAAUGUCCGAGUUUUGAUAUCAACUGCUGGUACUGAAACAUGGGUGGUCCUCCCAGAAGGCUGCGCGAGCGAUGCUCCACCGAAUUGUGCCACCUUGAGAGGAUUAGAAUUCAACAUCAGUGCAUCUAAGACGUGGAAAGCAAACAACUUCUAUACUCUCGAGCUGGAGUCAAACCUGGGACUAAGUGGAAAUGGUGAAUUCGGCUUUGAUACAGUAGGGCUCAGCUGGCAGGGAAGUGGUGGCCCUUCAUUAGACCAUCAGCUCGUUGCUGGCAUUGCCACUUCGGAUUUUUGGCUUGGGACAUUUGGGCUUACUCCUCGGCCGACAAACUUCAGCAGCUUCAACGAUCCGCAGUCUAGUUUCAUGGAGACUUUGAAGAAUAAAUCCAUGAUACCGAGUCUAUCAUGGGCUUAUACCGCUGGGGCUCCCUACCGGUUCGAGAAAGUCCUCGGAAGUUUGGUACUGGGCGGCUAUGAUCUCUCCAAAACAGGACCUACAAACAUGAGCUUUGCGUUUGCGCCGGAUAUCUCUCGGGACUUAACUGUUGGGCUUCAAUCAAUUUCUACGUCUUUUCUUGGAACGAGUCACGGUCUCCUUCCGAAUGGCAUUUUAACCAUGAUCGAUUCCACAGUGCCUGCGAUUUGGCUUCCCAUAGAAGCGUGUCAGCAAUUCGAGAAGGUCUUCGGCUUGACGUGGGAUGCAACGAGCGAACUAUACUUGGUCAACGACACAUUGCAUACUACUCUAGUGAAAAACAAUGCGAGCUUCACGUUCAGUCUUGCAAAUUCCACGAAAGGGGGCCAGGUGCUCGACAUCACACUCCCGUAUGCAAGCUUCGAUUUGUCGGUCGGUUGGCCUAAAGUUGCGAACACCUCGAGGUAUUUCCCACUUAUGAGAGCCGCAAAUGACACACAAUAUACCCUUGGUCGAACCUUUCUGCAAGAAGCGUAUCUCACGGUCGACUAUGAGCGAUCAAAGUUUUAUGUCUCUCAAACUGCCUUCCAGGAAGGUGCUACCGAGCACAUAAUCACAAUUUCGUCGCCUAAUUCGACUGUGACUGUAGUACCGAGUCCACCAUCGGGCCACUCUUUGCCGACCGCUGCAAUUGUUGGCAUUGCUGUUGGCUGCGUUAUACUGGGAGUUGUCGGGGUGCUCGCUCUUCUGUUCUUCCUCAAGAAACGGCCUUUCGCGAAGCCAAAGGAGGAUGCUAAACCGUCCGAAGAGCCGCCGAUAGAAAUGACAGAGCAUACCUUUGGUGGGAAACCGGAGUUGGAUGAUACUGCAAUGCCUCCUAAACCUCCAACGGAGAUGGCCGCCGUGGCAGUUGAAUAUUAUCCGCCGGACAAGGAUGCUCGCGAACUUGAGAGUCCUAGGCCAAAUAUUAUCUACGAGAUGCUCGGAGAUACGCCCAGGGCACAAGAGCUGCAUGCUGUGGAGAGUUCUUCUCACUCUCCUCGUUCUCCAGAGCCUCAAAUAUCGCGGUUGCCCGGGACCAUUAGUCCGGUCAGCGGCCGAGGCGAGAGAGUUGUGAGUGGGAUGAGCGAUUCCACUCUUUGA